Messenger RNA from Asterias rubens (European starfish), 3873 nucleotides. Its product is annotated as glucose-6-phosphate isomerase-like. Gene Ontology annotation, biological process: glucose 6-phosphate metabolic process; glycolytic process; gluconeogenesis. The record is from RefSeq and is a predicted model, not a curated record. The coding region runs from base 104 to 1783 and encodes 559 amino acids. Lineage: Eukaryota; Metazoa; Echinodermata; Asteroidea; Forcipulatida; Asteriidae. Gene Ontology annotation, cellular component: cytosol. The transcript is spliced from 13 exons. Gene Ontology annotation, molecular function: monosaccharide binding; glucose-6-phosphate isomerase activity; carbohydrate derivative binding.
GCAAAUCACACACACCUCCACCAGUACCAUCCAUCGCGAACUUCCGUGAUCGACAAGUCUCUAAAAAACACCUUCCAGAAUUUCACCAGGCUCCAAGUAGAAAAUGGCUUCUACGUUUUUAACUGACGACCAGGCAUGGCAGGCUCUGCAGAAGUACUUCGAUGCGAGUGGGAAGAAAAUCAACGUUCUGGAGAUGUUCAAAAAUGACCCCGAACGAUUCAAGAAAUUUAGUCUCGCGUUACCGUUAGGAGACGGCAGUGGGGAUCUGCUCCUGGACUUCUCUAAGAAUCUUAUCAACGAGGAAACCUUCAAACUGCUUAUCAAUCUGGCAAAGUCUCGUAAUAUUGAAGCAGCACGUGAUGGCAUGUUCAAGGGAGACAAGAUCAACAUUACUGAGCAGCGUGCUGUACUCCACGUCGCCCUGCGUAACCGCUCCAACACACCCAUCAUGGUGGACGGUAAAGAUGUCAUGCCAGAGGUCAAUAAGGUCUUAGCGCAGAUGAAGACCUUUACUCAGGCGGUGCGAAGUGGCGAGUGGAAGGGCUACACAGGAAAAUCCAUUACAGACAUCGUCAAUAUCGGCAUUGGAGGAUCUGACCUGGGCCCUGUGAUGGUAACAGAGUCACUGAAGCCCUACAGCGGAGACCUUCGUGUGCAUUUUGUUUCCAACAUCGAUGGAACUCACCUAGCGACAAUUCUGAAAAAGCUGAAUCCAGAAACGGCUUUGUUUCUUGUAGCAUCAAAGACGUUUACCACUCAAGAGACAAUCACCAACGCAACAUCAGCCAAGAACUGGCUCCUCUCCUCUGCUAAGGACCCAGCUCAUGUUGCUAAGCACUUUGUAGCUCUCUCAACCAAUGCUGUCAAGGUGACAGAGUUUGGCAUUGAUGGCAAAAACAUGUUCCCCUUUUGGGAUUGGGUAGGUGGGCGUUACUCCCUCUGGUCUGCGAUCGGCCUCUCCAUUGCCUUGUACAUUGGAAUGGACAACUAUGAGCAGCUUCUGUCUGGUGCACACUUUAUGGAUAACCAUUUCUGCAACACCCCCCUGGAAAAGAAUCUGCCAGUUGUGCUAGCCGUGUUGGGAGUCUGGUACCACAACUUCUUUGGGUGUGAAACUCAUGCACUUCUUCCGUAUGAUCAGUACAUGCACCGCUUCGCAGCUUACUUCCAGCAAGGUGAUAUGGAAUCUAACGGUAAAUACAUCACGGCAUCGACCGGUCGCCGUGUUGAAUACACUACAGGACCUAUAGUAUGGGGAGAGCCGGGUACCAACGGACAACAUGCAUUCUAUCAGCUGAUACAUCAAGGUACUCGCAUUGUCCCAGCGGACUUCCUAGCACCUGUAGAUACACAUAAUCCCAUUGCAGAGGGAAUUCAUCAUGAGAUCCUUCUAGCUAAUUUCCUUGCUCAGACCGAAGCUCUGAUGAAAGGCAAGACUCUAGCCCAAGCUGAGGAAGAGCUGAAAGCAGAUAAGAUGCCGGAGGAGACUAAGAAACGCAUCCUUCCACACAAGGUCUUUGAAGGAAACCGACCUACCAACUCGAUCCUAUUUCAGAAGUUGAACCCCUUCACCCUAGGGGCGCUUCUUGCGAUGUAUGAGCAUAAGAUCUUUACUCAGGGUAUUAUUUGGGACAUCUGUUCCUAUGACCAGUGGGGGGUUGAGCUCGGCAAGCAGCUUGCUAAAGUAAUCCAACCUGAGCUGAAGGAUGAUAAACCAGUCGCCAGCCAUGACGCUUCGACCAAUGGUCUGAUUAACUUCAUUAAGACCCACCGCAAGAAGUGAUGUGAUGGGCCUGCAUCUAGAAAUGGUGACAUGCAAGGGAUAGGGGUUGGAGAGCAAGGGGUCAGUCGUACCCAGGCCAAAGGUCAAGAGGCCAAAGGUCAAGAUGUCAAUAGGCUAGAGGUCUCUUCUAGUCAAGUCAUUAGGGAUAGUGGUAGUAAAGUCUGGUGUGUGUUUUCUAAUCUAACAGAUGUUAGGACAAGAAUUAAGGUCAUAUUAUAUGCAUGGUGGAAAAGUGCUAAGUAAGUGAGGUUUGUGGUGACAUCAUUUAAAAAUCUCCAUUGUGAUGAUAGAUUUUUUCUUGGUGUCAUCGCAAACGUUACUUAGGAACAAAUGCUGGGUGACAGUAGGAAUAUGUAUGUUUGGGCAUUUUGGGUUCUGGAUUGUUCCAUCAAUUUCAAGGAUUCUGAAUUGUCAUUUUCAAUUACCCAAAUCUUUGCAUGAGUUCAUCCAAGCAUUCAUCAAACAACUUCAUUACCUUCCACCAACGCUGAUGUUUUUUCUCUGUGUGUCUAUGAGUGUAUUGAAUUUAAAAGUGAACCCAUUUAAUAUUUAGUCGUCAAAUGAUAGUUAAGGUCUGUCGGCUUCUUUUGAGUGGUUGAAAUGCAAUGGAGCAUUGUUUCUUCUGAGAUUAGGUAAUCUGAAUUGUUGCAUUAUUUUAACUUUUAUUGGGAAGGAAAGAAAUAUUCUCUUAUACCAUUUUUCUCCAUCCAUUUUGUGCGUAUUAUUUUUUCUGUCUUGGAUAGCGUUAAGAUUUAAAAUUUCAAUUACAGGUAGGAUCAUUGGUUGGUUUUCAUCAACAUAAUGUUGAUUUAUAGGAAACUUGUUUAAAAAUAAAGUACUUAGAAAUUCUAGCAAUUUUAACAAAGUGUACUCUUGUUAUUAAAUUAUAGUUUACCAGUGGUUAAAACUGCCAUUGACAUGUAGUUACACAAAUGUGUACGACUUCUAGAAGAGACCUACACAAUGUUGCUACAAGCAAUUUAUUUGUAUAAUUGUUGUUUUGUGUUGCAGAUUUAUGUUGCUGUUUGAUGUCAAGUGCAGGUUAUCCUUCUGAAAGAUUUUAAGAAAGCAAUAUAUAUGUAUGUGAAUAUCUGUUUCAGACAUUAUCUCGUAGUACCUCUAGGGCCAAGUCACACGAGGCAAUUUACUGGCAACCAGUUCCAGGCGGUAUCCAAGAAGAAAAACCCAUAUUUCCACAUAUUUGUCUAGGGAACAUUAAGAUACUGAUAUAAAAAUGUCCACUGUACUGCAGAAGUGUUCCUUUUUUACAUGCUGGGUGCAGUUGGUUGCCUCCAGUUGCCUGUAAAAAUUACCUCGUGUGACGAGGCCUGUAGACUGCAAAAACUUUUCACUAAUAAUAGCAUAGUAUUUAAGAAUUUCCUAUUUUUGUAUGAAUAACAUAAAAUGUAUUUCUAGUUUAUGAUGAGAGCUCUUCAGGUUUUGUUGUAGGGUGUUUAAUAAAAAUUAUAUUGAAAGUUUAUUUUGUUAGUUAUAUUACGCAUGAACCAUGUCAUAGGCUCCACCGGUAAUGCUUUGUUUUGGUUUGGUGAAGUCAAAACUUUAUGGUACCUCUUUUCACUGUGGUGCUGCAGUCUUUUUUAAAGAAGGCAAAACACAAUAAUCAUGCGAAACGUGUUAAUUUUUAAAAGCAACUAAUAUGUUGUUAUUUGCAAAGACUGUUCAUCAAUAAAUACAAAAGUACACUUUAAUUUGUCUUGUUUUGUUUGUUAAGGUUCAUUCCCCAAAAUAAGCAAAAUAUUUCAAACACCAUCCAUUCAUUUAAAGUUGGUGAGAUAAACAAUCAUAGUUGUCGAGUGUCUCGCUCAAUUACACAACUGCCAUAACUAGUAUUCGAACCCACAAUCCAAUGCCUUAGCCACCAAAUCUUAAUCUGCAGCAUGCAUUUCGCCUGCCCCUAAAGCACAUUAUAAAAAGUGAAUACACCAAAGAAACAAAACUUCACAAGAUGUUCAUUGUUACAUACUGUAUUUCCAAUGACAGUCAUAUAAUUACAGAAUUUAUAAAUUUCCCAGUAUUAACUAAAAACUUAUGAAAAUAUGUAAGCAAAAUACCAAUAAAUUAAUAAACAA